Molecule: messenger RNA, 963 nt
Organism: Beauveria bassiana ARSEF 2860
Lineage: Eukaryota; Fungi; Ascomycota; Sordariomycetes; Hypocreales; Cordycipitaceae
Exons: 1
Coding region: 1-963 (320 amino acids)
Source: RefSeq, a predicted model, not a curated record
AUGGGAUUUACAUCCUAUGUGGGUAGCGGCCCUUACUGCUAUGCCAAUUCCUUUGCAACGGUUCUUGGGGCCAAGGCCCCUUCUACGGCCGUCAUUGAGUUUGCAACAUCGUCUGCUUUUGGCAUGGAGAUUAUCAAUGUUCCGAAAUCCCCUCUCAUCUUCUUCGAUCCAUACGGCUGGGAUCCACUCAGAAGCUUUGAUGAUGCCUUGGAGGCGAUGGGAUGGCGCUGCACUGAAAUCAUCGGCAAGAAUGAGCAAGACGCACUCAGCUCCCUCAAGGCAGCCGUACAAAACGGCCCUGUGUUUGUUGGCCCAGUCGAAAUGGGCCUCUUGAAACAUCAGCCCAACGCCCGCGGUCCUAUUGGUGCGGACCAUUACGUCGUGAUCCUCGGUAUUGACAACGAGACUGUCGAAAUGCACGACCCUCACGGGUACCCAUACGCAACUCUGCCGUUGCAAGAGUUCAUGGCGGCCUGGAAGACGGACUCACUUGGCUAUGGCAAAUCAUACACCAUGAGGACUGAUUUCAAGCAGACCAAAGUCUUGACCGAGGAAGACGUCAUUCGACGCUCUAUUCCCAACGCGCUAAAGCACAUCACCUUGCAAGCUGCGGGAGUCGAUGCGAUGCCGCCGGGUUCGACUGCGAAUGAAGCUGCAACGAAAUGGCUAUGCAACAGAAUUGAAGUUGGACUGCCUCCUGAUAUGCGCGCACACCUGGUCUACUUUGCCGUGCAGGUUGGUGCACGACGAAGCAUUGAUGCUGCGAGCUGUUUGUCGCGGGUCGGCUACGCUGAAUCAGCCACAAUCAUGGAUAAGAUUGCGCGCGCUAUUGGAGCUCUCCAAUACCCCUUGACGCAGAAACAUGACGAAGCUGCGGUCGCUAUUCUUCAGAGACUCGGCCCGAUGUAUGAUGAACUGCGCAGCGCUCUGGAGGCGGAGGUCAAGAAGAAUGCGACUGUUUAG